Molecule: messenger RNA, 651 nt
Organism: Delphinapterus leucas (beluga whale)
Lineage: Eukaryota; Metazoa; Chordata; Mammalia; Artiodactyla; Monodontidae
Source: RefSeq, a predicted model, not a curated record
AUGGUCUUGGAUCCCUCUCCUGGCAGAGCCUGCUUUGCCCUGGCCAUUCUGCUGGCAAUUGUGGAGAACAAGCUUGGUCGAUGAAUGCACAUCCUCAGCUCAGCUUCCCAGGAGGGGAAGCAACUGUGUAUUAAAAAAGAAGAGGCUGAGGUGGGUAUGGUGUUUUUGUGCAAGGACAAGUCUUGAGACUGUUCCCCUGAGACGGAGCAACUGAGACUUAAAUAGGAUCCUGGGAAAGAUGGUAUCAGUGAAAUAUCAUCUCAGUUGGUGUUCACCAUAAACCAAGCUAUGGCAUUGGACAGUGAGACCUACCAGUGGUGUGCCAGAAGCCAGAAGCUGGAUAUCCACCUUCAGGGCCAUUAUUUCUCUGUUUGAGUCACAGACACUGUCAGUCACACAGUGACUCCAAAAAAAAAAAAAAAAAUUGCCUUUCAUAUGACCUUUCUUAAGGAUAAAGGUGCUCUCAGUUCAGGCUUCCUGCAAGAAAAGGUCUGGAUGAUGCUGGUCACCAGCCUAGUGGCCCUUCAAGGUAUGUUCAGAAGAGCUUUUAGCACCCCAAGAAAUGAGGGUGCUAUACCUUUAACAUCUUGAUUACUCUCCAGGAGAAGGGUGGAAAGGAAGCCCAGAGUGGGACAGGGAAAUGCUCCUUAG